GAAAUCUAAUAUAUAUUUAUUUAUUUAUUUAUACAUAUGCAUGCAUAUAUAAUAUAUACAUAAUUUUAUUUUAUAGAAUAUAUUGGUUUAUUAAUUCAAUGGUUUAUUAAUUUAAGUAUAUUCAUACAUUUUAGAGAUAUAUCAAUUUCUCCAUAUUAUAUAAUUUUCUUUUUAUUAUUUGUAUAUAUAAUAUUUUAUAAUAAAAUAAUAGUAUUUUUAAUGUAUUAUUUUUUUAAUAUAUUCAAUGUUUUGUAAUUAAUGAGACGAAUAUUGUAAUUCUAAUCAAAUAUAAUUUAAUGCUAUUCUAAAAUUAUUUCUUUGAAUUCUUCUAUCAUAAUUUAAUUACAAAUAAUGUAUAUAUAACAUAUGUAACUGUACACAUAACGAUAUAUAGAAUAGAAAUAAAGAUAAUAAAAAUAAAUAAAUUACAAUAAAAAUAUUUAAAUAUACUAUUAUAAAAAAAUAUAAAUAUUAAAAAAAUAAAAAAGAAAAAAAUAUGAAAAAUUAUUGAAAGAAUGAUACAGGAACAGAAAAGAAUUGCGACGAGCCUGACUAAGGCGGGGCUCGCAUAUACCGCGAAGAGAGGUAAGCGGUUGAAUCGGAUUGGAUUGGGGCGCAACUAGCAAGCAAGCGAGCAAGUGAGGAAACUGGUUUGGUUUUGUAGGGCUUGCACCACUGCACCGUUCUUUUAGCGAGACAGUCCAAUUUAUGCAUUACGGCUAUGUAGGCACUACAUGAUAUCAAAACGCUGCGCCCGGGCUUACUUCACUUACCGUCACCAUCUCUGCAAUAUUAUCGAAACUUUGCAAGUGCCUACAAGACUAAAUUCACUGCAUUAUAUUUUAUCUAAUACAAUCAAGUGUUGAAUGCAAUUUAUAAUAUACAUUUGAAUAUAGUUUGAUAUAACGUGAAAGUGAAGAAAAGUACAUGCAAGUUUAUAUUUGUGUUAACAUUGGUGAUAUCUGUAAUAUGAAUUUUUUAUUGGUUAAAAGCUUGUGACUGUUUUGUGUAUAAUAUUUGGUGCUUCGUUUUAUAAUUUGUUCAAAAUUAAUACUGUGAAGAUUUCAGAUUUUAUACAGAAUUCGCGAAUAUACCUCAGAAGAAAAUGGCUAACUCGUGUCGCUGGGUUCGAGCGUAUCUUUGCGCGUCGUUUUGUGAACCCCGUAGUCUGCAAUCACGUUGACGUCUAUCGCCAUUUCCUCACAGGAGGAUUUUGUUCGAUUACUUUCUAAGGUAUAUGCAAUUAUUCUUGUUAUGAAUAUUGUGAAUAAUUUUUAUCAAUGUGCUUUUUUAAUAAUGCGUUAAUAAACACGAUAAAAAAUUCAUUAGUUAGAAUAGCAGGUGUGAUGUUAUCGCGAGUGUAAAAGUGCAUUGCAUCCUUCAAGAAAUAUGGAUGCAACUCUAUUGCCGGCCGGCAAGCUUUACACAAAAAAUUGCAGUUACAUUUCUCUUGAAGCACAAUUUUGUAUUUUAUAUAUUAAAUACGUUAUUCUGAAACAAUUCAUUAUAAUAAUUAAAUUCUCAUAUUUUAAAGUGCAUUGUUCAAUAAUGGAGACUUCUUUAUUAUAUAUUUCAAAUUAAGGACUAUGGCAGAAGGAAAUGGGGAAAUAAAAAUGGAAGAGAAACAGUCUAAGGAGGAAAUGGAAUAUGUAGAAAGAACAGAAGAUUUUUCAAAGUUGAUUCAAUAUGGAUUAGAUGAAAAAGUAGCUGCAAAAUUAGAUGAAAUUUAUAAAACAGGAAAAUUAGCUCAUGUGGAUUUGGAUGAAAGAGCAUUAGAUGCUUUAAAAGAAUUUCCUGUUGAUGGUGCAUUAAAUGUACUCACACAAUUUCUUGAAUCUAAUUUAGAACACGUAUCAAAUAAAUCUGCAUAUCUUUGUGGUGUAAUGAAAACCUAUAGACAGAAAAGUCGAGCUGGACAAGGUACUGGUACCAGUACUACUCCAAAAGCACCAGAUGAAGACAAAAUAAAGAUGAUUCUUGAACGAACUGGUUAUCCUUUGGAUGUAACAACAGGACAGAGGAAAUAUGGAGGUCCUCCUCCAAAUUGGGAAGGUCCUACACCUGGAACUGGUUGUGAGGUAUUUUGUGGAAAAAUUCCAAAAGAUAUGUAUGAAGAUGAAUUAAUUCCUUUGUUUGAAAAAUGUGGAAAAAUUUGGGAUUUAAGAUUAAUGAUGGAUCCGAUGGCAGGAUGUAACAGAGGAUAUGCUUUUAUCACUUUUACUAAUAGGGAAGCAGCACAACAAGCUGUUAGAGAGCUGAAUGAUUAUGAGAUUCGGAAAGGGAAAAAGAUUGGUGUUACCGUAUCUUAUAACAAUCAUCGCUUGUUUGUGGGAAAUAUUCCAAAGAAUCGAGACCGAGAUGACUUGUUCGAAGAAUUUACAAAGCACGCACCUGGUCUGACUGAGGUGAUUAUCUACAGUUCUCCGGAUGACAAGAAGAAAAAUAGAGGUUUUUGCUUCUUAGAAUACGAAUCUCACAAAGCUGCUUCCUUAGCCAAACGAAGAUUAAGUACCGGUCGCAUCAAAGUAUGGGGCUGUGAUAUCAUAGUUGAUUGGGCUGAUCCUCAGGAGGAGCCCGACGAACAAACUAUGUCUAAAGUGCGUGUAUUGUAUGUGAAAAAUUUGACUCAAGAUUGUUCUGAAGAGAAAUUGAAAGAAAGUUUUGAACAAUAUGGUAAUAUUGAAAGAGUGAAGAAGAUCAAGGAUUAUGCUUUUGUCCACUUUGAAGAAAGAGACAAUGCUGUCAAGGCGAUGAAUGAAUUAAACGGAAAAGAGAUUGGUGGUUCUCACAUUGAAGUAUCUCUCGCGAAACCUCCAUCUGAUAAAAAGAAAAAGGAAGAGAUGCUUCGUGCUAGAGAGCGAAGAAUGAUGCAAAUGUUUCAGGGUAGAAGCGGGGGUUCUCCAUCGCAUCCAAGUAUGAUGGGAGGACCAAUGCCAGUUCGAGGACCAGGUCAAGGUCCUCGAGGUACCGGCGCAGGUAUGCGAGGACAGAUGGGAAGAGGCGAUUAUGCUCUCAUGGAAAUAGAUUAUGAUUACGACUAUUACGGUUAUGGGGAUUAUCGAGGUGGCUACAGUGAUCCAUAUUACGAUGACUAUUAUCGAUACGAAGAUUACUAUUUCGAUUACGCGCCGCCUCCGCCACCUGCCAGAGGGAGAGGCAGGCAGCCUCAACCGGCUGGACGUGGCCGUGGAGUAGUGCCGCGUGGCCGAGUCGGUGGCCCCCAAGUCCGUGGGCCAGUCAGGGGGGGACGCAACCCCGCAACUUCAGGGGCUCGUGGGGUCCAGCGGCUGUCCGCUCGUGGGGGGGUCCGCGCCAAGGGAAGUUUACCAGGUGAGGAUGCAGGUAAACGAAAAUUUGACGGGGGUCACCAGAACCAGGGGGAAUCUAAGCGUCGCUUCCAGAGCAACUGGGGAAACCAACCCCUCGCCCAACAACCACUGGGCAAUGCGUACGGAUUGGCGAGUGUGAAUGGUGGCAGUGGUGGUGGUGGCGGCGGUGACAUAGGAUUCGGAGGUAGGACCGCCACUCUUGGCGGUGUUUCCAGCGAUGAUCACGAAUGGUACCAAGACUCCUACCAGUCAUGGAGCUAACUUCUGCAAGUCUGUGAGUGAAUACGCACGCACGCACUCAUUUAAGUACGCACGCAAUCACGCAUGACGAACGAACGAACGAACGAACGAACGAACGAUCGAUCGAUCGAGAGUAACAAAGUAAUAAAACAAUGAACAACCAAUUUCGAGUUGACCUUAUGCACAAGGAGGAAGAAGCCAAGUGAAAAAAAAAAGCGAACUGGAAAGAAAGGAAGGAAAGAAAAACGAAGGAAGAGGAUAAUUGCAAAAGGAACCCGAAAAAAAAAAUUGAAAAGAAAACGGAGAGUGAAAAUGGAAAAAAGUUUUUUUAUAAAAUACAGAUAAAUGGAGAAAAGAUGAAUCGAACGAGGUUACGUAAUCUAUAUAAUAAUGCUAUUUACUUUCAAUCAUCAAUUUGGCAAUUUGCAAAUGUUUUUAACGCCUACUUUCAAUCAUUAAAUGAACGAACAAAUAUGAGAAAGCGCGUGAAGCGUCGUACUAGGCCUCACCACCAUCGCCCGCUGUUGUCGUCGUGACUAUAUAUAUAUAUAUAUAUAUCUAUAUAUAUAUAUAUAUAUACAUACAUAUAUAUAUAUAUGUAAAUAUAUAUAUAUAUACACAUACAUAUAUAUAUAUAGAAAAUAUAUAUAUAUAUAUAUAUUAUAUAUAUAUAUAUACAGUGAUGUGCCACUGGGACUAAUUACUACAUCGGAGUGACCACCCAACAACCCACCCCGUACUAUUAUUAUUAUAAUAUACAUAUAUAUAUAUAUACAUACAUGUAUAUACAUAUGCAUAUGUACAUAUACACAUAUAUAUCUGUAUGUAUUAUGUAUAUAUGUAUGUAUGGAUAUGUAUACGUAUACGUAUAUGUAUAUAUUAUAUAGUGUGUGUGUAUAUAUAUAUAUAUAUGUAUAUGUAUAUGUAUACACUAAUCUAAGUACUACUACAUUGUCACAUUGUUUACUGCCAAGUGAUACAAAGAUCAGCGAUGUUGACAUUGGGAUUGUGAUGGCUUGUAUUAAUUAAGAAAAAUCACGGAAGCCUGCGAUUUUAUUAUGAUGCGAUUCGACUUUUUGUGUGUAUGUGCUAGAACGCGUGUACGUAAAAUGGAUAGAGAUCGUGGAUAAAAGCAUGCGUAUGUGAAAGAUAAAAAAAACAAUAGAAGUAAUAGCUAAAAGUGAUGAAAGAUGAAUAUGGUGGUGGGAAUACGGAGAAGAAUUUAAGGGAGCCCAUUAAUGGACUGGUGAUGAAGAGAAAUGAGAAGAAAUGGGAAGAGCAUAAGGAGUGGAGAGAAGGUUGGUACGAAAGGAAAGUGAGAUUGAUAGCAGAUUUAUCGAGCGUGAGCUAAAUAUUACAAGUAAAUAGUGAUCAAUUUGAUAUAGCUUUUUCUUUCUUUUUGCUAGAUAAGGAAAGAAAAAACUUAGUAACACGUUUUGCGAAUGCAUGCUUGCAUAGUGUGUGUGCGCGUGUGCGUGUGCAAUGUGCGUGUUCUGCACCUCUGUAUGUGUGUACGCGCGCGCGUAAGAGUGUAUGUUGUGUAUGUGAUUUGCAAGUGUGCAUAUAGGUACACGCGUAUGUAUGUGUGAUGCGUGGAGCGCGCCAAGCGCCGCUAGACCUUCUAUUGUUGGUCUAUAAUGUGUACAGUCAGUGAAACUAUUAUUAUUAUUAUUAAGGGUCAGGCAGGUUUUACAAGAAUAGCAAAAAAAAUGAUGCGGUUAGAAAUCAACGGUUCUACGUGAAAAUACUUCACAUUUGUUCGAUUACGAUCAAGCGACAAGGAUCAGACUAAAAAAAAAAGGAAAAAAAAAAAAUAUAUAAAUCAAAAUAAUGAGAAAGAAAAAAAACUAUUAAAAAAGCAACAAAAUUGAUUAGGAAAAGAUUCGUUUCUAUAAGAAAAUUCCUAAUGACAAUGUCCAAAUAGUAGAAAAAUUAGAAUUUAAAAUUUAUAGCAUAUUUAUCCUUUUUAAGUUUUCGUUUUCUCUUUAAUUCUCUUUCUUUUGUUUCUAUUGUUUUUCUUCUGUUUCCUUUAUUUUUCUUUUUUGUUUUAUUAUUAUUAUUAUUAUUAUUAUUAUUAUUAAUAUUAUUAAUAUUAUUAUUAUAAUUAUUAUUAUUAAUUAUUAAUUAUUAUUAUUAUUAUUAUUAUUAUUAUUAUUAUUAUUAUUAUUAUUAUUAUUAAAAAAAUCGAACAAAGGACCGUUGGAUAUGUACGGGCGAGCAAAACGUUUAGGAAGAAAGAUAUAUCUUAUAUGUUUCGUUUGUAUUUUUAUCUUAAAUUUUACUUUCAAAAUUUUUAUGUUGCGUUUAUCGCGUGGUUCUUACCACAAUGCAGAGAAGUUUGUUUCUAGAACGACUGACUACAGAAUUUGAUAAUGAUAGUCACGGAUUGAUUUAGGAUGUGUAAAGUGUACGCAGCGUUUACAAAUGCAUGAACACAUACAGCACACAUUUUGAGUGUUGACUCGUUGUUAUUGUUAGCCUGUUAGUUAAUUAGUAAGAGUUGCAAAUGCGGGCUAUAGUUGGUCCCUGUCCCUGGAGCCCAGACACCCCCUGUUCUGGAGAAUAAUUGAAAUGAAAAAAAGAAAAAAAAAAACAUAAAAGCGAAGCCUAAUAGCGUUUUACACAUUACCCCCGAAUUGUGACGGAAAGAUAGUUUAAAAAGUUGCGAAAGAUCAUUUCAUUUGUAACGAAGUGACUGCAUAUCACUGUAUUGUCUUAUUAUGAGUAUAGCAUCAGCGAAAAAAAAAACUAGCAUGUACUUUGGCCCUAUUGGAUACAAUGCACACAGAAGUAGGUAUGAGAGAAAUGCAUUUCCGUGUCCGAUUAAUAAAAGGAAUGAGAAGGAAUCAAAAACUUAAAGGCAAGGAACAAAAAAUGCCCACCAUUCCUGUAUUCAUUAAAAGCUCGAAUCGAUCAAUUUUCAUUAACGACAAUCUAUCGUGAUCGAUUUAUUUAGAACGACUCGUAUCGACCAACGUUUUGUUGCACAUUUUAUUCGUAAUUACUCAAGUCAAGAUUUUAUUUCGUCAUUGAUACAAAUUUGGUAGCGAUGACGCAGCAGUAAUCUAACGAUCGAAGUUCCCUCACUUCUACUUCCUGUCCCCGGUCAUGCGAUCGUGUAAGUGAAAGAAAUAGAUGCAUGGAUAAAAAAGGGGAAGGGGGAGGGUAUGACAAAGUAUUUGUUUGAAGCUGAAUGAUAAAAAUGGAUGGAUGAGAAAGGAAGAAAGAAAGAAAGAUUGUGUGUGCGUGCGUGUUGUGCGUGUGGGGAAGGAGGAGCGAGCGAAUGAGCGAGAGAGAAAGAGACGGGGAGAAAGAGAGCGAGAGAAUGAGAGGAUGAGAGAAAGAGUAGAGGGAAACGAAAGAAGCCAGCAAUCGAAAAAAAAUUACUGUCCUUAUACAUACGAAUCAAUAUUAUUACCUUUCAUUCCUUUAAUCCUUUUUCCUCGUAAUUCAUUAUUCUCACUUACAUAUUUUAUACCUACCUAUUCUACUUACCUACACAUCCUAUUUAUAAAAACAUAAUAUCAAGGAUAUAAUAAUAUUAAUAUUAACGAUAUAAUAAGAAUGAUAUUGCUAAUUAUACUGAGUGGGUUUUUGUAACACAAUAACGUUUCAAUAUAAAAGAAUUCUGGUUUUCCUUCGAAAUUAUAAUAGAGGAAGAUAAUAUACUAAUAUAAGGCAGGCAGGUAGGAAGCAAGUAUGCGAGAAAGAAAGAAAGAAAGAAAGAAAGAACGAAGAAACGAACGAACGAACGAAAAAAAGAGGAAAUGUUCAGCUUGCGGGGGCAAGGAAGCAUAACCUGGCAAAAGCGGAAGCAGUUCACGGUGACGAGACUUUAGACUGAUCUAGGUACUAGCGUUACGAUAUUGGCCCUACCCCAGCGUUUAAGGCGCCCCAAUAUUAUAUCAUUUAUCCUUUGCUAUUUUAUACAAGUGACCGGUGUGGCAGCUGGGGUGCCUGGGGGUUAUCGGUCGCAUUUAGGAUAAUGCACCACUGUGGCUGACGAUGCUGUAGCCGCGCGCACCCUUUUACCCGGUCAUUGCCCUAAUUUGCGGCACACAUCCUUGGGAACUUGACUUUUCUUGGUUGGCCCGUGUCAAGCGGAUGUUGUGUGAUUUUUGGGUCGCUCAAUUUAUGUUAAUAACGACCCAAAAAGACGUGUUUUUUAAUUAUAUAUAAAUAUAUUAUAUAUUAUAUUCCUGCGGAUAUGCAUUUUGUGACGUGAUGUUAUUUAGCACUAAUGAGGAAAACAACAAAAGUGAACAAUUGUACGGAAAGAAAAUGAAAGAAAAAUGUUAAAAAAAAAAAAAUGAAAAAAUGUACGUAACACUAUUCACAUGAACAUAUAUAUGAACGGUUUAUGUUUCUCGCGCCACACAUGCCACAUGUCAGCUCCAUGGCUAAAAGUGAACGAUAAAUUUCAAAUGACCAAAUUCCUUUAUCGUUGAUAAUUGCGUUUUCAGAUUUCUUUUUAUUAUUCAUCAUCUUCCAAUUGCUUUGCUUUUUUUUUAAUUCCUGCAAUUUUAAAAGUUGUCUCUAAUUUUAGUGUGACGUAGUUAAAUGUAAUAAUUAUUGAUGAAUUUAAAAUAAUGUUGAAAUGGUUCCUUUUUCGGGCUAGGAGCUUGAUUUAAAGUGUCAAAGAUUUUUGUGUAUGACCAGAUGUAUUCUACAUGUCUCAAUAAACAGUUGUAUGUGAAUUACCUUUCUUAAA
Messenger RNA from Apis cerana (Asiatic honeybee), 8280 nucleotides. RefSeq names its product synaptotagmin binding cytoplasmic RNA interacting protein (gene Syp). Gene Ontology annotation, molecular function: RNA binding. NCBI's taxonomy places the organism in Eukaryota, Metazoa, Arthropoda, Insecta, Hymenoptera, Apidae. The record is from RefSeq and is a predicted model, not a curated record.